AUGGCGUCCUCCUCUUUUCGAGAGUCAAUGAAUUCCUUGGGGUGGUCGAGAAGAGAUCUGGACGUGCCGGCCAAUACGUCGUCGUCAAACCCGUUGUUGUCCAGGAUCUCAUCACUCAAUCCAUUUGGAGGAAAGAGCUAUGUCCAAUUGCCUACACACGAGGCUCCCGGAGCACCCCUACCGGCGCCGACGAGGAGAGAGGAAGAAGAGGGGUGGUUCGCAUUAAGCCGAUGGGACCGCUUGUUGAUUUUUGGCGUCUGUAAUCUUGCAGCGCUGGCAUGUUUUGUUAUCUGUUUUGUGCUGCUUCCGGUUCUGUCCCUAAAGCCACGAAAAUUCGCAAUUCUGUGGUCGGUCGGCUCCUUGAUGUUUCUGGCAUCUUGGGCCUUUCUGAUGGGCCCGGUACAAUACGCGACACACUUGCUCUCAGGCCCUCGUCUACCAUUCACCGCCGCUUACUUUGGUUCCAUCGUCAUGACCAUCUAUUUUGCCGUCGGUCUCCACUCCACGAUUCUCACUCUAUUUUCGUCGAUUGUGCAGCUCGUCGCUUUGGUGUGGUAUUUAGUCAGCUACUUUCCGAUGGGAGGUAGCGGGUUGCGGCUCGCGGCUAGAUUUGGUUCCAAUCGGGUAACUGCGUGGAUGAACGACUGA
Molecule: messenger RNA, 648 nt
Organism: Cladophialophora psammophila CBS 110553
Lineage: Eukaryota; Fungi; Ascomycota; Eurotiomycetes; Chaetothyriales; Herpotrichiellaceae
Exons: 4
Coding region: 1-648 (215 amino acids)
Biological process (GO): vesicle-mediated transport
Cellular component (GO): membrane
Source: RefSeq, a predicted model, not a curated record